AGAAAUAUAAUAAAAUCUGCCAAAUUAACUGGUUCAUCUUAUGUGAAUCAUAGAAAAAAGCAAGUUCCUGCACUGAUUGUUGGUGAACCUUGUCGCUGCAGAAAUAAAUGCUUUGAAAAAUAUGGAUUUGAAACUAUACAAGCUGUGUUUGAUUUCUUUCAUAACUUUGAACAUUUUCAAACUAAAGAUGAACAAGAUCAAUAUUUACAAGGACUUAUUGAUGUUGUUGCAGUGAAAAGACGACGUAAAUCCACUAAAGAUAAAUUAAAUGAUGGAGAGGAUCCAAAACGAGACUAUUCGUUUAACUAUCAUGUAAUGUUUGUUUCAGCGAGAAAAGGUAUGUCAACAAGCAUUUAUUUCUAUUUUUGCUCUCUCUUGCAAAAAAAUUCGAAGAUUAAGGGACUUAAAAGUAAAUAAUGAAAUUGUG
Molecule: messenger RNA, 427 nt
Organism: Sipha flava (yellow sugarcane aphid)
Lineage: Eukaryota; Metazoa; Arthropoda; Insecta; Hemiptera; Aphididae
Exons: 2
Source: RefSeq, a predicted model, not a curated record